Molecule: messenger RNA, 591 nt
Organism: Penicillium mononematosum
Lineage: Eukaryota; Fungi; Ascomycota; Eurotiomycetes; Eurotiales; Aspergillaceae
Exons: 5
Coding region: 1-591 (196 amino acids)
Source: RefSeq, a predicted model, not a curated record
AUGCCCGACAAGGGCAAGAAAAGAGCAGCAGAAUGGUGUACCUUCUGUGAAAUGGGUGGCCACACCUGUGAGGAGUGCCGCCGCUGGGCUGGAUGCCAGCGGGAUAUGGCCAAUACCAUCAAGGCGGCCAUAAAGGACGAGUGGAAGCCGCAGCCAAAGGCCAAAGGCCAUAAGAAGGCCCGCCGCCACCACCGCGGGGGCCAGAAGGUCAAAGGACCAGCGCCCCGCCUCGAUUGCCCCCUCCUGCUCGCACCUCCCCUGCUCCUCGCACCUCCCCUCCCCCUCCUGCCAACCCCCCCUCCUCCAUCUGCUCCCUCUGCGGAGGUCGCUGGCCCCGCCACUUCUUCCUCCCUGCCCGUGGACACCAACACCACUGCUCAGGGUAGCCCUGGUGUGGAACCUGGCCUGCUUUCGAGACUAGUGCAGGUCUCUCAGUCCGAAGCAGAGCUUCUCGUCCGCGUCCUGGAGAAAAUCAGGAAGGAGGGGAGCGUCUGUGAGGACUUCGUAGAGAAUCCACUGGUUGACGAACCAGGUCAGGAGUCCACCCAGGGCCCCUGUGAAGAACCCGAAGAUGAUGGCAAGCGGGAGUAG